This is a messenger RNA of Penicillium macrosclerotiorum, 1098 nucleotides long. Its product is annotated as TauD/TfdA dioxygenase family protein. The record is from RefSeq and is a predicted model, not a curated record. Gene Ontology annotation, cellular component: cytoplasm. NCBI's taxonomy places the organism in Eukaryota, Fungi, Ascomycota, Eurotiomycetes, Eurotiales, Aspergillaceae. The transcript is spliced from 2 exons. Gene Ontology annotation, molecular function: 2-oxoglutarate-dependent dioxygenase activity. The coding region runs from base 1 to 1098 and encodes 365 amino acids.
AUGGCACCCCGAGUCUUAGAUCCCUCUUUGCCUUUGCGCCCAGGCCCUGACAAGGAUCUGCCACAAUAUCCAGAGCCAUUGAAGCUCAGUGGCGCAUUGGAGCAAUUCGCGUUCGAAGACACAACGCCAGUUAUUGGUCGCGAGUUCUUGGACGUGAAUAUUGUCGACGACCUCCUCAAUUCUCCGAACUCUGAUGAUCUAGUCCAGGACCUCGCUAUUACAAUCUCCCAGCGGGGUGUCGUUUUCUUCCGGGCUCAGGACAACCUCACGGAUGAUCUACAGAAGCAGCUUGUUCACCGGCUCGGACAGCUAGCUGGCAAACCGGCCGACUCGACUCUACACAUCCAUCCCGUUCUCAACAACACCAAUGAGUUUGGCGUCUCAGAUGCCCAAGUCAGCACGAUCAGCUCACUGGCGCGCAAGAAGAUGUUCCGCCACGAAAAUCAGCCUAACAAGCGCCGCUACGACUCGGCCCAGUGGCACUCAGACAUCCAGUUCGAGCCAGCGCCGGCGGACUAUACCUCCCUGCGGCUCACACAGCUGCCCAAGACAGGCGGUGACACACUCUGGGCUUCCGGCUACGAGCUCUUUGAUCGGUUCUCCAAGGCAUACCAAACGUUUUUCGAGGGUCUCACCGCGAAAUACGUCGGGACAGGCUUCAUCGACGCCGCCGAGGCGGACCCGGUCAAUGUGAAGAUCUACACCGAGCCCCGGGGCAGUCCAUUGAACAUCGGCCGCGAGCUGGCGACGGUGCAUCCGAUUGUGCGCACGAAUCCAGUCACGGGUUGGAAGAGCAUCUUCGCCGUGGGUCCGUUCCCCAAGCAAAUCAAUGAGCUGAGCCCGACCGAGUCGGACGAGCUCCUGAAGAAGUUCUACAGCAUGAUCUUGGAGAACCACGACCUGCAGGUGCGGUUCAAGUGGAGGAAUCCGAAUGACAUCGCGAUCUGGGAUAACAGGUGCGCGUUUCAUACGGCGACGUUUGAUUAUGAGGGACUUGGAGAGCGAUUUGGGCAUCGGGCAGUUGGAAUUGGCGAGAAGCCCUACUUAGAUCCGCGAAGCACGUCGCGGGCUGAAGCCUUAGCUGGAGAGAAUGUUUGA